Molecule: messenger RNA, 1713 nt
Organism: Lachancea meyersii CBS 8951
Lineage: Eukaryota; Fungi; Ascomycota; Saccharomycetes; Saccharomycetales; Saccharomycetaceae
Source: the annotation of a GenBank genome assembly
AUGAAUUCCGAAAAAACUGAUGAGUUCAACAACCUUUUUGGUGAAGAAAAGAACGUACUGAGAGGCUCGGACAAUCCGCUCAAUUUCCAUUCUGGCGAUACCAAUGUUACCCCCAACAUUCUGCUGGAGCAGCUCGCAUAUGUCGACAACUUUAUGCCAGAUUUCGAAAGUGACAUGGCGUCGCUUGGUGGGCCAGCACACGAUGCAGAUGUCCCAAACCUUGGCCUAGGCCUGGACGAACGGCUGGCCGCAGAACUCAGCGCCUUUGCAGACGAAACCUUCAUAUUCCCAGACGAGGACAAACCGGUGGACAGAGGGGACAACGACGGAGAGAAUUAUAACGAUGACAGCGCCGACCAGUUUGAUCAGCCGCUGCACGACCAAGACCGAAUCCCCGGAGCUUCUUCAUCAGCUUCUGCGUCGGCUUCAAGUCACAACCUUCAAUCAUUAACAAAUGCCAGCGAGAGCCAUCCAGGAGUGGAUGCGUCGGAUCUACUCACUUUUCAAAACCGGAGCUCCAGAUUUUUGUCUCAGCGGCGCAACAAUUUUUUAGCUUCUCAGCACGACACUCGUCUACGAUUUUCGUCUAAAAACCAUCAACGCGACACUACUCGAUCUCCCUCCGAUGACCACGGCAGUUUCACUAAUGUCGAUAUAACCGAAGGCUCAUCUCAACCGAUCGGUCAGCCAAAUUUCACAUACGUGAACUCACCUCUCAAUAACCUGGUCACAGAUUCUAACCCCCAGACAAUAGAGAUGCUAUCAAAUGGCUCAAAUACACCUUAUUCAUCACAGCUUCAUCGUCAAAGUAGUCAGCUCCAACCAGAGCCUCGCAGAGAUGCUCCGCUUUCUCAAGUGCCUUCGCACAUCCACAUGCCCGAUUAUUCGUCAAUACCGACACGAACGCUAUUAACAUUGCUGCCGAAGGCAAGAGUACCGACUGGAGCACGAAACGCUUUAAGUGCUGCGGGAUUGCAAGCUGAGGAAAUUGACUCGAUAGCCGCUAUUAUGGCGUAUCAUCAGUUGCACAACAAGCCUGAUUCAUCUGGCGACCUUUCACUUUCCAACGUGAGAGAGCUACUAUCGAGUGAAACUGGCGCUAACUUUCUACUGCCGUUUCUUACCAAUGAUAACAAACCAGCGCGACAGAAUGAGCCUAGUCAGGCCGUGAAUACAAGGCUUGAGAAGUCCCAAUCGUCUCUCAAUCAAAAUAACCGCGAAAUUGCGGCCGACCACCUUUUCCGCAGCUUCUUUAAUGCUGAUGGCGAAAAACCCCACACAGAUACAUUAGGAGGUGAAGUGAACCGCAGACCUUUUUCGAGCCAUACGCAGAGACCUUCGAGCGGUUCUUUGCCGACAGAAAAGGAACCCAUGACCUUGGGACAAGAACGGCGUAAUUCUAGGCAGCUGAGUAGCGACCGCAGUGACAGCGGUUCUGGUCUCAUAGAUAAGCGGGCCAAAUCGCAUCCAAAACGCAAGUUAAAGGAACAGGAAAUGGAGGGCUCAAUUCAAGAGCUCAGUGAAUUAGCUUUGAGUUUGCAGCAGCGCAUACAAACGUUGGAAAUGGAGAACAGACUCCUUAAGAACUUGGUAACGGAAAGAGGGGAGUUGAAGGGAGUUGAGGAGGUCGAAAACGUUCGGCGAGAGCUUUUGCGCAAGAUAAAGGAGGAUAGCAAUAAGCCACCAGGUAAAGAGGACACGAAAUUCGGCUGA